GCCCCUCCCACGUGAAUGAGUGUAACCUUCUGGUUGAUGGAUGAACGUGCUGGAUUUGGAGACGUGCUUGGCAAUGCAAUGGCUUGCGUUGUCAGUUGUAUGACACGUCGCCUUUCAUUCGUCCCCUUAGGCUCACCACGGCAGCACUGGCAUCAUUCCGACUGAAGAGAACCAACGGGACCUUAGCGGCACAGACUGGGCUAAACAUCGACGCAGAGAGAGAGAGAGUGAGAGAGAGAGAGAGAGAGAGAAAUAACGCUCCCGUCCCGGAUUCGCGUCUUUUCAUCGUUUGCUGGUUUCACUGACAGUGAGUUAGAACGGUUUAGAAUGCGGGACUCCAACUUUAAGAGCUGUCAUGAUCCACGUUAAAGACCAGAGCGAAAGGUACACUUUCAGUAGGAAUUGGAGAUAGCAGUUUGGGAUUCAUUCCCUCUCCACCAAUCUUUGGUGCGCAGAUUAAAAGUACCUUCGUCUUUGCAUAUAACACUCUCCCAAUAGCCGAGUAGUGAUGGCGAUGCUUAUAAAAAGUAAGCUUUCAAACGUUGCGACUUCUGUUUCGAACAAAUCUCAGGCUAAAGUUAGCGGGGUGUUCGCCCGGAUGGGGUUUCAGGCGGCAACCGAUGAAGAAGCGGUUGGGUUUGCACAGUGUGAUGAUCUGGACUAUGAGCAUCGCCAGGGUUUGCAGAUGGACAUUCUGAAACCCGAAGAGGUGUCUGGAGGAGCCGAGCCAGUGGAUGAGGGUGAUAGUCACUAUCAGAGAGACGGGGCUGGUCUGCCUCCUUCCAGCUCGAAAGACGGGGAGCCGUGCAUGGAAUUAGCAGCUCAGGGAAAGCCGAAAAUCACUGCCUGGGAAGCAGGCUGGAAUGUGACCAAUGCAAUCCAGGGUAUGUUCGUCCUGGGCUUGCCCUAUGCUAUUCUGCAUGGAGGAUAUCUAGGACUAUUUUUAAUAAUAUUCGCUGCUGUUGUGUGUUGCUACACGGGGAAGAUCCUGAUCGCUUGUCUGUACGAGGAAAACGAAGACGGACAGCUGGUGAGAGUAAGGGACUCCUAUGUAGACAUUGCAAAUGCCUGCUGCGCCCCUCGCUUCCCAAAGCUGGGUGGCAGAGUCGUGAAUGUAGCCCAGAUCAUUGAGUUAAUAAUGACUUGCGUAUUGUACGUGGUUGUAAGUGGCAACCUUAUGUAUAACAGCUUCCCAAAUCUGCCUAUCUCUCAAAAAUCGUGGUCUAUUUUGGCCACUGCAGUGCUGUUACCUUGCGCGUUCCUGAAAAACCUGAAAGCGGUCUCCAAGUUCAGUUUGCUCUGCACUUUGGCACAUUUUGUAAUUAACAUCUUAGUGAUCGCCUACUGUCUGUCCAGAGCCCGGGACUGGGCCUGGGAUAAAGUCAAAUUUUACAUUGAUGUAAAAAAAUUCCCCAUUUCCAUAGGCAUUAUCGUUUUUAGCUAUACUUCACAGAUCUUCCUUCCGUCGCUGGAGGGCAACAUGAAGAGCCCCAAAGAAUUUCACAGCAUGAUGAACUGGACACAUAUAGCGGCGUGUAUACUCAAGGGACUGUUUGCUCUGGUCGCUUUCCUGACCUGGGCAGAUGAGACAAAAGAGGUAAUCACAGACAACCUCCCGUCUACUAUCCGAGCAGUGGUUAACAUUUUUCUCGUGGCCAAAGCUUUGCUUUCCUAUCCAUUGCCAUUCUUCGCAGCUGUAGAAGUCUUAGAGAAGUCCUUUUUCCAAGAGGGCAGAAUUGCAAUGUUUACUAAUUGUUAUGGGGCCGAUGGUAAAAUCAAAUCCUGGGGGUUAGCUUUAAGAUGCGUCCUCGUGGUCUUGACCUUGCUGAUGGCCAUGUAUAUCCCCCAUUUCGCUUUGCUAAUGGGCCUGACAGGUAGCCUUACGGGCGCUGGCCUCUGUUUUCUGCUCCCCAGCCUCUUCCACCUCAAACUUUUGUGGAGACAGUUGCAGUGGCAUCACGUGUUUUUCGAUGUCUCCAUAUUUGUAAUAGGUUCUAUAUGCAGUGUGUCUGGAUUUAUCCACUCGUUAGAGGGUCUGAUUGAAGCGUACGAUACAAACGCAAGUGAUUGAGGAUGUAUUCGGGCAUGUGUUACGUUUCUAGUAGAUUUACAAAACAUUUCAGAUAGUCGCCCAUUUUAAUUUUGUGCAAAACUCAAAAAAAUGUUACCUAAAAUGGUCCAAUAUCUGCAUUACUGUGUGAAAAAAUCUACAAUUAAAUUAUCACCGCAUUGCGGCAACCCAUGCCACUACAAAUCAACGUGAUAUAAUUGAAGAUGGCAGGCCAGCCUUCAGAAAUUCCUUGAGGUACUUUCAGCGUAUUCCCAAUACGCAGUGGUGCCGGAGUCUGCUAUAAUCAACACGCUUCCUGACAUUAUAGGAUUUCAACAGUCUUUAGGCAAGAGGCUGGAAGCGUCUUAAAGUCCAUGUUUAAUAUAUGGAGGGGAGUAUAUGUGCUAACUAAGCGAUUGUCUCAUGAAUUUGUGGAAAUGUUUUAAAACGUAUGUGUGGUGUGGUUAUACAUGGCGGAAUGUAAAAAAAGUUUAUCUUGAAGCAAACAUUGUGUAAUAUAUAUAUAUAAAACAUAUAUGGUCUAAUAAAUGAGAGUAUCUAAUUCA
Pristis pectinata (smalltooth sawfish) is the source of this 2616-nucleotide messenger RNA. It is a transcript of the gene slc32a1, whose product is annotated as solute carrier family 32 member 1. Gene Ontology annotation, molecular function: amino acid transmembrane transporter activity. Gene Ontology annotation, cellular component: vacuolar membrane. The record is from RefSeq and is a predicted model, not a curated record. NCBI's taxonomy places the organism in Eukaryota, Metazoa, Chordata, Chondrichthyes, Rhinopristiformes, Pristidae. Gene Ontology annotation, biological process: amino acid transmembrane transport. The coding region runs from base 509 to 2071 and encodes 520 amino acids. The transcript is spliced from 2 exons.